Messenger RNA from Bacillus rossius redtenbacheri, 8776 nucleotides. RefSeq lists its product as uncharacterized. The record is from RefSeq and is a predicted model, not a curated record. Bases 2622 to 4400 code for a protein of 592 amino acids. The transcript has 2 exons. Lineage: Eukaryota; Metazoa; Arthropoda; Insecta; Phasmatodea; Bacillidae.
UUUAGUUUCUAUCAUCAUAGGUAGAAUUAAAAUGUUUUUGGAGACAUGUAUGACUGUCCGAGGUGGCUCAUUUUUAAAUCACUAGGAUUUUUUUUUAGAAUAUCUGUUAUUAAAUCUCCGUUUUAGUUUUUGUUCCAAUUUAGGACCACGUAAAUGCCCGGAUCGUUUAUUACUAUACAUCCUUACCUAUUCAUUUAAUUUUCUCAUUUGUAUUAUUUUGUAUACACGUUAUUAAUCAAAGGCGCAUCGGAAAAAAAUAAUCGAAAAAAAAAAAUCUUCCCUGCAUAUUUUUAUUGCGAAAUCUAAAGUAUUUUACAAGUCGUUUAACAUGUUAUUGAUAUAAGGAUAACCAUCUUUCGAUAAAUUUCAUAUUACGAGUUCCAAAAUGAUUUACUUCCUGACAUGUUUUAGAAUCAUCAUCUUAGUGGAUGUGUGUAUUUUGCAUCCGCCGCUAUACUAGAGAUUUAUUUUUACUUUACUAACUAUUCUCGCAAGUGUAUGACAUUUUAAAUUUAUCUAACCCAACAUAACCACUCUUUAAAAUUGGUCAUUAUUAUAUAAAAUAAUUCAGAUGUGGUGUUUCUCAACACUAUGUUACUUCCUAUACAUACCCUGAAAACAUUGCUUCCAAAUUCCUUCUGAAUUCUGAGAAACUUAAAAUUUGUGGUGAAGUGGUGUAUUCACAUAAGUGUUCCAUCCGUACCUUGUAGCCAAUAUUUUUCUUUCAUCCUAAUGGCAUCCUGUAUCAGAGGCAGACCCAACUUGGAAUAUUGGGAGGAGCUAUUUGCUUGGAAAAACGGGCGGAGGUCACAGGGGUGGUAUUGACCGGAGUGUUUUGGGUGGUAGAUUCUAAAUAUCACAUAUUUAAAUGGCGAGUCAGAAAUAAGACCAUUAGAAAAGUAAUGACCCCUAAUUUUAAUGCAUUUUUGAUGCCUUGGAAAGUAUUUUUUUAUAUACAGUUAUUUUUAGUUAUUAGGGCAGUUGGGUUGGAAGGGACUGCCACUGUCCUGAUACAUUGUACAUUUGUUAAAUGAUGCUAGCUGUUUUAAUUUAGUAAAUUGAAUAAUACUGGCUGUACUUAAACUUGAAUGUCAUGAUACAAACAAAUUAUGUUAGGUCUUUUGGAAUUUUUUUGUAUUAAACUAUCUGUCAUAAUUCAUUGUUGUCACAAGUUUUUGUUAAUGUCCAGUAUCUUUUGACAUGCCAAAUCAAACCAGCAAGCAUCAUGUACCACAGGAUCAAUGUAUAUGGGAUCAUUCCAUCAGAAUCAAGGGAUAAACGUGGAUACGUGAUACGUAACUUUUACCCAUAUGAAUAUCAAUAGUGCCAUGUUAACUGUGUGUGUAUGUACGUUUUGGUUUUAAUUAUGUCACAUGUAGUAUUUUAUUACUGAUGAAAGUAUUAUCAAUUGAUAUCAAGUGACAUAACAAAGAUACUUGCUGCAAUUUUAAAAUCCUGUACACCAAUCCCUCACUUAGCACAAUGUUAAUGGGCAGUUCCAUGAAAAAGUCAACCAUGGUAGCAAAUAUUAAAAUUAACAUAACCUAGAAAUGUUUUAUAUCAUUGGAAAGCUAACAUAUUUCUCUACCAGAAACUAGGCCUUAGAUUAGUCUUUAACUUUGUGAUGUAAUUAAUAAUGAUGAACAAACCUAAUAAAAAUUAUUCUCUUAGUAGUUUCAAUUGUACGCAAAUUGCUUUCUUGGCUGAUCUUGAUGACAUACUAAUACUAUAUUAGAUUGGUUUCUAAGCCAUUCAAUUUGUGUGGCCUAAUGCUACACGUAGAAACUAUAAUUAAGAAGACUAAAUCAUAUAACUGUUCUAUAAACCUCCCUCAAAGCAGGUGUUUUUUUAGUUUUACGUCCGACACCAAAAUGUGUAUUCAGUUUUAUACAGCCCACAAGGCUAGUGAUAUAAUUCUAACAACCCACAUACAAAGUAGGUUUGUACUGAUCUUUACUUUCUAUACAUAACAAAAGAUUGCUAUGAAUUAACUUUUUAUAUAACUGGGGGGUCGGACGUAAAAAUAAUUUUACGUCCGACACUUUACGUCCGACACCAAAUUUAAUAAUAUUUACAUUUAAUACCAAAUUAUAUUUUCAGUGAUUUUAUGAAGUAAUUAACCGCCUAUAUUGUAAAUAUCUUUAUUUAUAUUUGUAGAACAUAAUUUUUGUUUUGUAAGUUGUCACACCUGCACUUGUGCAUUUUGGUUAUUCACAUGUCACCCAUGCUGGCCUUCACAGUCCUUUCUAUUGUUGAAACUGCAGUAUUUUUGUAGUGAAAUACAUUCUUCAACAGAUAAAGAAAGCUACACCAACAGCAGUGUCAUGGCAAAGAUCAGCAACAAAGAAAAGAUGGCACGUCGCAGAGCAAGAAUUAAGGGUGGUGAUCCAGUAAAAAGAGCAGAAUUAUUAGAGAAAGAUCGAUUAAGGAAAGCUAAAUAUAGAAAACAACAGAAGGAAAGUAUGUCUUAGCCAGAACUGAAGAAGUUACGUGCAAAGAAAAGUGAAAGAGUGAAAUGUUGGUAUCAUAACAAAAAAGGUGAGCCAGCAACAAUUGAAAAAAACAGUGACAUACCUUUGUGUUCAACUCCAUUUAAAACAAAACAGUCUUUAGGAAAGGCUAUGAAAAAAAUUCAGCGUAAUUUGCCACAGUCUCCACGAAAAAGGCAACAUGUUGUGCAAUGUCUAGCUAACCAAUGUGGCUUUAAAGUAACUCCUCCAAUAGGAAGAACCAGACAAAAUGAAGUUUCAGAAAAGUUAAGAAAAUGGGUUCAUAUAUUUUAUCAGAAUGAUGAUGUCAGUUGGCAAGCACCAGGAAAGAAAGACAGAGUAAUAUACAAAGAUGUAGACAAGGAUGGAAAUAAAGUGAAACGUGAAGUCCAGGCUCAUUAUCUCUUGGUGUCACUAGGUGAGGCGUAUAAGGUAUUUGUAGAGAAACACCCACAGGUUACAAUUUGUCGAGCAAAAUUUUGUGCACUUCGUCCUAAACACUGUAAACUUUUUUCUCAAAUUCCACAUUUUGUGUGUGUAUGUUCCUAUCAUGAGAAUGUCAGAUUGUUGCUACUGGCACUGAAAGACUUUACAGACUUGCCAACAGAUUUUGAUUCCUUCAUUACUACUCUAGUGUGUGAUGCUUCAUCCAAAGAUUGUAUGACCAACCGUUGUGAAUCUUGUACUAACAGUAUAAGUCAACAUACACCUAAAGAUGAAGAUCUGAGAAAGCCACUUAAAUAUUCUCAGUGGCAAAACAAUGAUGGACAUUCAGAGAAGAUGGAGAUACUGAGUAGUGUGCAAGAAACAUUUGAAGAUUUGAAAAGCAAGUUGAAAGACUUUUUAGUUCAUACCUAUAUCAAACGCAUUCAAGCAAAGACAUUUGAAACCAUUAAAUCAAAUGUUAAUGGCAGUGAAAUUGUGAUUCAAGUUGAUUUUGCAGAAAAUGCAUCUCUGGUGAACCAAAAUGAAAUACAAUCAGCUCACUGGAGCCAUGGACAAUCAACUUUAUUUACAAUUUAUGCAUGGAUUAAUAAAAACCUAACUGAAGGGUGUGUAAUAGUAUCUGAUGAUCUUGAACACACCAAAUUACAAGUUUUUUGUUACAUUAAUCAUAUUCUUACGUAUUUGAAAACUUCCUACCCAGAUAUUAGUACAGUAAAUAUAUUCUCAGAUGGUGCUUCGUCACAGUUCAAAAAUCGUUUUAUUUUUUCAGUACUUGCCAAACUGGAAGAAAUUCACACCAUAAAACUUAAAUGGCAUUUCUUUGCGACUUCGCAUGGAAAAGGUGUUGUUGACGGUAUUGGGGGAACAAUUAAAAGAAGUGUCUGGAACCAUGUCAAGGCAAGUAGAAGCAUUGUAAACACACCAGAAAAGUUUGCAAGAAUUGCAGCAGAGCGAAAUCCCAACAUCACUGUGUGUUACAUCACAGCAGAAGAGAACAGAAGCAAGAACAACACAGUAGCUGAGAUAUGGGCCAAAGCAUUGCCAGUUGCAAACACACACAGUGUUCACUGCGUUACUCCUGUUGGAAACAAGUACAUUUUAGUUGGUGGUACCAGUGACAGUAAUGAAGUAUUUAGGAAAGUGAAAAUAAGCAGAGAUGAGGGCAGUAACAGUGAAGGAGACAUCAUGAGUAAUAGCACUAAAUGUAACCACGUGAAUCUAGACGACUGGGUUAUAGUUAAGUAUGAUGGCAAACUGUUUCCAGGGCUGGUGAAAAAAUUAAGGCCAGAUUAUGUUGAUGUAUCUGUUAUGCAUCUCUCAGACACUGGUAGUUACUACAAGUGGCCUUCACAAGAAGACUGCAUUUCAUAUUUAUUUAGUGAUGUGGUAAAAAAAAUUGAUGCCCCUAUUGUGACUGGGAGUAGAGGCCAGUUUCAGUUCACUAGCAAAAUAUGUGAAAAUUAAGAUUCAACCAAUUUCAAUUCAUGUUCAUUUCGUGAUUGCCAACAUUUCCUGCUCCUAGUUUGUUAUCCAUAUAGAGUAGGCCUAAUGUUAGCAUUUUUGUUAGUGGUAAUACAGUGAAAGAAAUGUAUCUCAAGGAAAGUGAGAAUAAGAAGAGAGAAAGACUGUGACAGUGACACUUAAGAAGAAACAUCAGUUAUAGUGAUAAAUGUAACCACCGAAGCCAUAUACUGGAUAAUAAGUUAAGUUCCUUUAGUAUUUUUAGUUAAGCUUUGUGAACCAAGUAUUUUUUUGUCAUACAUUUUACGUCCGACCCCAUCAUUUUACGUCCGACACCAAAGUUUAAAAAUGUAUACAUUUAUGAUAACUAAACAGUAUGAUUCAUUUAAUAUAUGCACAUUCUUUGUUAUUAUUCAGGCAAGCUGAAAAAAAUUAUAACAUAAUUUAAUAAUUUCAUUUUUCACAGACAUUAGUUACUUUAGCCCCUGAUGUGCCAAAUGUUUUGUUUUCUGUUUUACGUCCGACACCAAAAAUAAAAAACAAAUUGUUGCCUUGCAUGUUAGCAAAUUCGAACCAUUCCAUGUCAGGAUGUACCCUAUAAUCUCUCUUUUUUUACUCAAGCAUUAAUAUUAAUGAUACAUGGAAAAGAAUAGUAAUACGAAGAAGAUUACUCAACAAAUUUGUUUCCAAAUUUUACGUCCGACACCGUGGAACUGCCCUAAUUUUACCGCUCUACUAUUGAAUAGCACGUCUGUAAAUUUUAAUUAGCACGAUAUCGCCACAGGCAAAAAAAAAGUCUGGUAUGACACCACAAAUUCUGCUUCAACUCAGUAAACUACAGAUGUACCGUGGUAUACAGUUAGCUAUACAAGGGGGCUAGAGAUGUGCAUGCAGGUCAGACUAUGCCAUCGGCUGUUGUACAAACAUCAGCUAUGGCAAGUUCAGUUGCUGCUAUGGACUGUAAAGGACCAAUUGUUUUUACAUCCGCACGUAUGCUGCUGGCCCGUACCGUUAUCGCCCGGCCACAGACCGGGCCAAAAUAAACUUCAGUCUAGUCAGUGGCAGGAAAUUUGUAUACACAAACACAAAGCAACGUCUGCCCAUUUGUCUGCCGAUAACUGUACGUGCACAAGCACCUGCAGUGGGAAUCAUAUUGGAAUCAUGGCUUCCAUGUGAGAAGUUACGCAUUGUGUUCAAGUAUUUGAGACCAAACUAGAAGUAUCACGGCAUGCAGAAUGUCAUGAAGGCCACACUUAUGUUGGCUGCACUUUAGUUUUAAGCAAGUCAACUGUGCACACAAUCGUACGAAAUAAGGACUCAAUAAGGACUAAGUGUGAUGCUGUUGGUUGUACUAGUAGGAAUAUAUUUGGCAUUAGACACCGGAAUAGGAAUGAAAAGAUAAUUCACAUGGAAAAGGUUGUUAAAUGAAUGGUGCAAUGAAAAAAAAAAAAUCACGGGCCAGACAGAAUUGGUGUGAAUCAAAUGGUGAUAUGUGAAUAAGCACUUUAAUUUUUGAAAAAUUUAAAUUUAAAUUUUUAGACUGUAAUAUUGGUUUCACUGCCAGUAAAGGAUGGUUUGGAAAGUUCGCGGAAAGGUACGUGACGUGAAUUGAAUGUCACACUCAGGCGGGCAAUCCAACCAGUUGACUGACAAUAACCACCUAUCUCCUGUUACGCAGUAUCGUAUUUAUCAUACAAAGUAUUCAAUGGUAGGCUUAUAAAGAUAAAUUGUGUGACUUUUAUAGUUGAGUGUUAUUCUACCCAUUUAUGUUAUGUAAAGAAUAUUUCCCUAUACAUUUUGGAACACAUUAAGUAAAUUAGCCUUGCUGUUUAUAGAGAUUAAUGCUUCAGAAUACGUGAUUUCAAAUAACACAAAUAUUUUUAGGAACACAUUAGUUGUGCUAAGUGAGGGAUUGGUGUAAUUUAAAAAUAGUUAUGUAAUUUAUGUUUUGCUUUAACAGUUUAGCCAAGACUAUUUUCCAGGAGAGAGUGCCCUGAUUGUGUUGUCGCAGCCCUACUGUGUUUUUAAUACUAGCCAAGACUUGAUCCUGUGGUUGUCCAAAGAUCCUUAGUAAUAUAGCAUAGCUGAGACAUUUUUCAAAAAGGCAGGGAAUUUAAUGACAAUACAUCGUGGCCAAGAUUGUUUUCUACCUAAAUUUGUUUGUCAUUUGAAGUAUUAUUCUUUAUUGUUCAAUUUCUUCAAUAUUCACUGAAGCCAGAACAUAAUGACAUUUAAGUCUUUUAGAAAAAAGUCUCUGCUACAUAAUGUUCCUAAAGAUCUCUGGAGAACCACAGGAUCAAGUUGGAGUUAUUAUCAAGCAAACAAUAGGGUGGCGACAAUAAUCAGGACAAUCCAUCAUAGAAAACAAUCUUGGCUACACUAUUGAAGUACAAAACAAAUUUACAUCACUUAUCUUUGAAAGCAUAUUUUUUAAUUAUGAAUAUAUUCUAAGAAAGUGACAGUGCAAUUGGCUCUGAGGACUAGGAUAAUGUUGGGGUAUAACUAAUUAAAAAGCGUAAAAUAAUAAUAAAAAAGUGCUUAAAACAAAAUUGGAAAAACCUGUGAAACAAUGAAAUAACUUGAACAGAAAAAAAUUUGUCAAUAAGGUACGCUCAUCGCAGUGUUAAAUAAAGCUGCUGCAGGUAGAUGUUAAUGGCCGCAGCUAUUGCUCCGCUCACAAUCCAGGAAGCAAAAUGUUGCAGCUAUGUAAUAACACUUCUAUUGAUAUACCUUUUUUGCCUUAAUAUUUUUUUUUUAAAUUCCUAUUUAAGUGUUUUUAGUUAUGUUUAUUUGAGCAGUUUUAAACUAUUUUCUCAUGAACGUUUACGCCAACAUUUAUUCAGUUAAAUAAGCAAAGGCAUGAUAAACCUAGGCCUAUGUUCAUUAGGCUUCAUGGAAUAAUCACAAAACUGAUGGCAAUGUAAAGUAAAAUAAAAAUAACACAUGCAAAAGGAAAAAAUUUAUAAAAAAACACUUGCUAGUCACAGAGACUGUACGUAUUUCUGUCAACAUGCAUGCAUAAUACCUAGUGUUGGUCUCAUAAUGUACAGUGCACCACAAGUAAGUGAAAUAUUUAAAUAAUGAGCAAUAUCACAAAAAUUCAAUAUAUAUAAAAUACAAACAAACCACAGUAAAAUGCACCAUUAAAAAUUUUGCAUUCGAAAACAGAAUCAAAAUCAUAUAUAUAAGUAAUAAAGGGCAAUCCUUUUGCACUUAAUUAUAACUGAAACAAAUCUUGUGCAUACUAAGCAAGAUAAAUUGGAUAGAAUUUGGCAGAAAUAAAACAUAAGUAUGUGAAAAUGCUGAAAAUAACAACAAUAAAGUUAGUAAAAUUUGUUAGAAACAGUAGAAAAUAUUAUUUUAUUAAUCUCAAAAUAUAUGAAUAUACUAGCAGAUAGCAGAUGGUAAAAAUUGUUUGGCGUUCACUUGUUCACCAUAAGGCAUGAAUAACAAUCACGUGACAUCCAUAUAUUGUAUGUAAAUGCUGAAAAUAUCCACUUUAUAAACAAUUUUGUGUCAAAAAUGUAAAAAUUAACUGAAGAAUCUGCUUCAAAGAAUCACGCUGUGGUGUAGAGAAACUUUAUAAUCCAGAUGCUUAAAACAAUAUGUUGGUUAGUUUGCUUUCUUUUGAAAGAGGAGCUCAACUACACAAUUAACAGUUUAUAAUAGUGAUUUGGUGAGGAUUUCCAAAAAAAUGAGAUGGUUUACCAAGUGGCCUGGGUAGAGAAAAUUUCAAGAUAAGUCAAAGAAGGAAACAUUUGGUUUCUAAUCCAGACUGGUAAUAUACAUGUGGGGCUAAAAACAAAUUAGUUGUAGCAGAUGGCUCAGAGCAGUUCAGUCUGAGAUCACAGCAGGAACUAAUGUUGUUUGGGAGGGUUGGGUAUUAUGGGAGGAGGGCGAAGGUCCUGCUACUUCGAUAAGUUCCAAUUACAGUGACAGAUGUUUAAUCCAGCUCUUUUGGUACAGCGGCAAAGCCAGAUUGAUGCUUUUGCCUUAUUAUCAAACAUCAAUAUGGUUUUAACGGGAAUACCGAAACAUUAAUAUACAGUACAAUGGUAUUUAAAACACGUUGUAAUAUGCUGCUCUACAUGAAGAAAAAAUACCAAUGAGCAUUUGAUCUGCUUCUAAAUAUUAUUGUUUGAAUGUACAAGUGAAGUGUAACCUGCUAUAAAACAGGAAACACUGUACUGAAAUCAAAACAGACAGUAACAAUUAACUCUGAUGCAAACUAAAAACACUGGAAGUGCAGUAAUAUGACCUAGUAGUUAAUGUAAACAGUGGGAAUUCACCUGAAUAAAAAUCUGAACAAGAGUGCCUGGAUUGGAUAACGAUCUUUCACUGUACAAAUAAAGUUUUCUACUGUGGAAGUUCAAGUUUUG